Molecule: messenger RNA, 1935 nt
Organism: Klebsormidium nitens
Lineage: Eukaryota; Viridiplantae; Streptophyta; Klebsormidiophyceae; Klebsormidiales; Klebsormidiaceae
Source: the annotation of a GenBank genome assembly
AGUCGCGCUCGACCUAGGUGACUCUAGCUGAGACGAAUUUUGCACUGCUGCUCCUCCGCCUUGUGAGAGGCGUCUCGUAGGGCACUCAUUGAGCUUACUUUCCCAGCUUAUGUAGAGGUCAACGCACCAUACAUAGUGCCCCUUUUGAUUGCACACCUUAUCAAUCCUUCACUUUGUAUCUUGCCUUCUGUGAGAUGCACCUACAAACUGCAUCAGCUCUGCACUGUCGCCUUUGUGCAUCCUACGAUGGCACCGCUACAUGCAGCCUCUCAAUGGUUUCCCGCCGGCUAUCAGGGGCUCUCAAGGCAGACUCUACAGUAUGCCUGCUUCUUCUCCUGCAUUCCCCUGGGGCUUAUUCACAGAUUUGUCCCAACCACCACCGGCCGCCACCUGUACUCUUUUCUGACCGCGACAGUCUUAUUGAGACUUCUCCAUCCUGAGGCAGUGCCACAUUUUGCAUUCAUCAUUGCUGUAUCGUACUCGAUCAUGCUGCUCUUCCGGCCGUGGUGCGGGGUGAUGGUGACGUGGGUGGCGUUCGCUCACAUGACCUGGUGUCACUGGUUGUACAGCGGGCAGUACAUGGGCACAUUCCCCUUUGUUGGCUACUUUAUGGUUCUAGUCUUGCGGCUGGGUUCAGUCGCCUAUAACUACCAGGACGGUUUGCUUCCCGAGGAGCGCCUCUCAAAGACGCAGGCCCUGUUUCGGAUCAAUUCGCUGCCAAACAUACUGGAGUAUCUGGGCUACGUGAGUCAAGGGUACAUGUCAGUGGGGCCUCACGUUGACUACGUGGACUACAUACAGUACACAAAGACAGAAGGGCGGUGGAGUCGCAAAGAGAAGACACCAAACCCGCUGCCUGCUGCUAGUGUCGCGCUGGCACGCACCGCCGUGUUUGGCUACCUGACCUUCAAAACGGCCCGGCUGGCCCCCGUCGCCUUUCUGAAAUCCUACGCGUACAAUCACACAUACUCCUUUUGGCGGAGGCUGGGCUACCAGCUGCUCGUGUUUGAGCACCAGCGAUUCAUGUGCUACGCCAUGUGGUCGUGCUUCGAGGCGGCCUGGGUGCUCUCGGGGCAGGGCUUCUCGGGUUGGCACAACGGGAAGCCCGCCUGGGCGGGGGCGGUCAACGUCCGGGUGUUGGGCAGCGAGCUUGCAAAGCAUCCCGCGGCCAUCUGGGCCAACUGGAACAUACACACUGGACUUUGGCUGCGACACUACGUGUACGAGCGGCUGACUCCCCCCGGGCAAAAGCCCGGGUUUCUUCAACUCGCCGCCACGCAAAUGGUGUCUUCAAUCUGGCACGGUCCUUAUCUAGGUCAGGCCCUCUUCCGGCUCAAUGGUUCCGUCAUCAUCAUGAGCGGUCGAGUUUUGUACAAAUACCAAACCCGACUUGUCGACCGCUAUCCUGCUCUUAAACUCCCCACGCGCGUGCUGAUGUGGGCCUACACGCAGCUGACACAUGGCACGAAUCGAAUGGCCUUCUUCGUCUCGGUCUUGACGAUCCGAGACAUCUGGCGCGUUUUUGGGUCCUUGUACUAUCUACAGAUGCUUGUGCCGUUGAUUAUCGUGUUGCUAGGACGGUUAUUCCCCCUUGAAGCCCGCGCGAAAGAGGUGACCUUAGAAAAGCAGGCAGCUAAUACAGCAGGUUUGCGGAAAAAGUCAAAGAAGGACGCAUGAAGUCGAUGAGGUAGUCACCUUGUAACGCGCCUCGAAAAUCAUGGAAAACAAUGGUUGCAAUGACCUCCAAACAGCUUUCUAGAUCUCGGAUGCAAGACGCACCAUCCAAUUACUGAGUCGCAAGCUAGCUGAACCUGCUGUGUGGUAUAUUAGUACGUACGUGGCUACUUCACGCGCAGAAACAGCUGCGAUAUACAACUCCACGGAUCGAACACGAUUUUCAGUACUGCAGUCGACUUGCAAGUGCAGUCCCGUGCC